Messenger RNA from Rotaria sp. Silwood1, 633 nucleotides. The record is from the annotation of a GenBank genome assembly. NCBI's taxonomy places the organism in Eukaryota, Metazoa, Rotifera, Eurotatoria, Philodinida, Philodinidae.
AUGACUGAUGAAUUUAAUCGAUACUAUAUCAAAAUUCGAGUUAUUUUAGGAAUAGAUUCAAAAACAACUUUCAACGAACUUACACAAGCAUUGGGACCUGAUGCUCUAUCAUAUCCAAUGGUCAGAAAAUGGGCCAAACGUUUUCGUGAAGGAAGAGAAGAUGUCAGUGAUGAUCCUCGAUCUGGUCGUUCGAUUUCGAUAUUUACAGAUGAAAAUAUUGAGCGCGUUCGACAAGUUAUCGAAGAUGAUCCACACUCAACUUAUGAUGAUAUUACGGUUGAGAUUGGUCUAUCUCGUGGUAUAAUAGAACGAAUUAUUCAUGAUUGUCUAAAGAUAAGAAAAGUUACGUCACGUUGGGUUGCUCAUCAGCUCACUGACGAACAAAAACAAGAACGAUUUAGAAUUUGUCAUCCAAAUUUAGAGAAAUUCGGAAACGAAACAUGGCGGUUAUGUGAUAUUAUUACUGGUGAUGAGACAUGGAUUUAUCACAGAAAGAUUGAUCGAAAGUCAAGCAAUUCUACCUGGGUUGGUGCAAAUGAACCACCAAGGACCGUUAUUCGUCGGAAUAGAUCUGAAUCUAGAACACUGUUUUGCUUAUUCUUUAAAUCCACUGCGUCCUGUUCUUAUACAUAA